Molecule: messenger RNA, 1350 nt
Organism: Babesia bovis T2Bo
Lineage: Eukaryota; Apicomplexa; Aconoidasida; Piroplasmida; Babesiidae
Product: dihydrolipoamide succinyltransferase family protein
Exons: 3
Coding region: 148-1323 (391 amino acids)
Molecular function (GO): acyltransferase activity
Source: RefSeq, a predicted model, not a curated record
AUACAAUUAUAUAUUAAUCACAUAUAUUUCACUUGUCUAUCAAUUUUGAAUAAAGGCUGUAUACAUUGGAAUCCUCAUCGACACUAUAUAUAGAGAUUAGCGCACUGAUCGUUACGGGUCUAUUAUCAAUUAGAUAUAUCAUCAAUAAUGGUGUCAUGUUCUAGUUUAAUUGGUGCGGUUAUGCGCCGUUGUGUACCCGGACCUUUAGCUUCCUAUCGACUUUUAUCUAAGAUACCUGGAGGAUGCGGUGUGUUAGAUCGUCAUUUCAAUGGCUUCCGCAGUCUCCAUGUGUCUUCUACUCUUCUGGAAGUUAAGACUAUGAAAUUGCCAUCUCUUGGUGACUCCAUCAGUGAGGGCACACUAAGUGAGUGGAAGAAGAACGUGGGUGAAUCAGUGGAAGUCGACGAGCCAAUUGCCAUAGUGGAGACGGACAAGGUCACUGUUGACAUUAACAGUACAUUAUCUGGUGUAAUUGUUAAGCAACACUAUGAAGUCGACGACACUGUGCUUGUCGGCAAGCCUUUCAUCGACGUUGACGCUGGCGGCUCCGCCGCCGCUCCUGCGGAGACUGCAUCUGGUGUUGACUCAAAAUCACCGGAACCCGUCGCUGAGGUUAAAGCUGAUGAACCAGCUCCAACAGAAACUAGGGUACAAAUGACCCGUAUGCGCAAACGCAUUGGCGAGCGUCUUAAGGAAUCUCAGCAGACUACCGUCAUGUUAAGUACGUUCAACGAGUGUGACAUGGAUGCUAUAAUGGCCCUUCGUAAGGAGUUGAAUGAAUCUGGGAAGUACCCUGUUAAGCUGGGAUACGUCUCAGCCUACAUGAAGGCUUCCACUAUGGCGUUACUCAAGAUGCCCAUAAUGAACUCCUACAUUGAGGGUGAUGACAUCGUGACAAAGCACUUUGUUGACAUCUCAGUUGCAGUGGCUACGCCCACGGGCUUGGUGGUACCUGUCAUUCGUAACUGCGAGGGCAAGAGCUGGAUAGAGCUUGAACAGCAGUUAGUUGAUGCCGCCGCCAAGGGUCGUGAGGGACGCCUUACAGUGGCCGACAUGACCGGCGGUACCUUCACCAUAUCCAACGGCGGUGUCUACGGCAGUGUGCUAAGCACCCCAAUCAUUAACCCACCUCAGUCAUCCAUUUUGGGUAUGCACUCAAUCAUUAAACGCUGCGUCGUGCGUGACGACCAGAUGGUCAUACGUCCAAUAAUGAACUUGGCCCUGUCUUACGACCACCGUUUGAUUGACGGCCGUGAGGCCGUGCAGUUCCUAAUUGCAAUUAAAGAAGCCAUUGAAAACCCGAAGGUCUUACUAGAAAACUAAGAUGCAAAUCGCUAAUCACAAUUAAUA